This is a messenger RNA of Parathielavia appendiculata, 300 nucleotides long. RefSeq lists its product as uncharacterized. The transcript has 3 exons. The record is from RefSeq and is a predicted model, not a curated record. The coding region runs from base 1 to 300 and encodes 99 amino acids. Lineage: Eukaryota; Fungi; Ascomycota; Sordariomycetes; Sordariales; Chaetomiaceae.
AUGCCACAUCAGACCUGGCAAGACAAGCUUGAGGACGCUUGCAAAGACUGGAAUAUAGGCGCACCAGUCUUCCAGAUCGUCUCGGACCGGCGAGGGGGGCGCACGGCCUGGUCCAGCACCGUGACCGUCUACGGCAGCACGCACAGCGCGCGGUUCUGGUACGACGGCAAGAACCUCAACAACGCCAAGGAGGACGCUGCCGAGGUCGCGCUGCAGUGGCUCAACCAGUCCGCCUCCUCUGCGUCCGGGUCCAGCGCGGCCAGCUCGCCUGCUACCAGCCGGAGUGGUUGGUCUGGUUAG